AUGAAAUCUUUGAUUGUAUUCUUUGGACUCUUGUUUACGACAAGUUAUGCCAAAUAUCGUGCCGUCACUCUUAUCAACCCGCCGUUUGUCCAGAAGAAUGGCGAAGAAGUUCUCGAAGGCUUUUGCGUCGAUCUUAUGAGACAAGUAACACAACUCAAUGGACAUAAUUUUUCUCUAUAUCUAUCACCAAAUGGUUACGGAUUUAAUUUUCACGGCAAAUGGACGGGAAUGGUGGGAGAAUUGCUGAAACAGCGCGCCGACAUAGCGGUGGCUGACCUCACAAUCAAUAGCGACCGCAAAGCUGUGGUCGACUUCUCGACCCCAUUCUUCGAGAGCGGAAUUUCUGCGCUUUUGCUUAAAUCACAGACCAAUCAAAUCAGGUCUUGGAGUGAUUUAGCAAAUCAGGACAAUAUCUCAUUUGGUAUCCUAGAGAGCGGUCCCACGAGAAGGGCUUUCCAAUCGUCCGAAGAUCCAGUGAUCAGAAAGAUGUGGCGAAUGAUAUCAUCCAAUUCAUCCAAUUUUGUCAUCUCAUAUACCGAUGCACUCAGACGUAUCACAUCCGGGAAAUACAUAUUUAUAGGGGAAUCGUCUCAUAACGAGUAUAUAAGUGGCCAUCGAUGCGAUCUAACGACCAUUGAUUCCGGUCUGCCUCACGAUCGCAGGUAUGGAAUCGCUUUCCCCAAGAAUUCUCCACUUCUUCAGAGUUUCAAUCUUGCGAUCAACCAUUUGAAGGCAAACGGCAUUAUCAGUGAAUUGAGACGUAAGUGGUGGCGAUCCCAGUGCAAGUGA
This is a messenger RNA of Oppiella nova, 789 nucleotides long. The record is from the annotation of a GenBank genome assembly. Lineage: Eukaryota; Metazoa; Arthropoda; Arachnida; Sarcoptiformes; Oppiidae.